ACAAAAAGGUGGCACAAACACAGAGCGCUGAAGGACUCAAAAAGUGAAGUUGAAGAUAAAUUUGAGGCCAUUCUCCUCUUGUAAGUAAAUUAACAAAUUCUCUUAAUCAAAUAACGUGAUAACUCAUUUCACUGAUGCGGGGAUUGAAUAACAAUCGUUUGACGAAUCGCAAUUUUGUCCAAGUUAUGCCAGCUGAAUCCCUUAACUGUUCAGCUGUUGAUUGAUAUUCGGUGGUGAAGUGAUAGGAAUCAUUUUUACAUGAGCACUCAUUCCAGUUCCUCUGUAUAACUAAUUUCAUCAGCCAGUUACUGGGUUGAAACCAUUACUAGCUAUGAGCAACAGCUUUGUAUGCUUGGCGAUUGGAAAGCUACAAUGAAACCAAUUUCAGAUAUAAGGGAUGCAUUGUAUCCAUUCUUCAGAUAUAUGCACGUGAAUUACGAUUCCAUUCACAUUUCAAUUUCCAUGCAGGACAGCAAUUAAUAUUAAUUGCAUCGAAUCCUUAGCCGCGAUUGUGGUGAUCUUCUGAGCUUAAGGACAAAUUAAGUAACUUUCAACUUUUAAAGUUAGUUUUUUACUCGACUUCCUUUUAAUAAUCUCUCCGCCGUCCCACUAAUAUUUUCUUAGUGAUAAAAUCAAUAAGAUGACAAACUAAAAUAUUUUUGUUGAUCAUGGAUCAAAUUCUGAUAACAAUGGUCACGUCAUUUAUGCUACAAUUCAGUAUAAAUCCUUCCUUACGGAACACUUAUUGAUUUCUUUUCUUUUUGGAUAACUCUGCACUUUUGUGUGAAGGGGUAGGCGCAUAUGACACUGGCUUUAUAUCGUGAGUUUAAGAAUAACGUCAUGAGAUACGCUCUAAAUAUCACGACCUCUCUUCUGGUUGUUUAAUUAACGAUACGAUCUGAUCCUCCGUUGACAAUAAUCUAGACGUGGUUUCAUACGACAGUGACACAAUUUCAUCCAUUAUUUGUUUCAUUUGAGCCAGAGUUAUCAAUUCAGGAAUCAUUGCACACUCUUUGCCAUUUUCCUUUUUUUUUCGCUUUGGACAAGAUGAUAUGACAUGAUAUAACAUUGAGGGACAGUGAACUAUGAACAUUUUUCACCUAUCUCAAGGAUACACGGAUGUGUUUUCAACUACUAUGAUCAAUUGAGCUGAACAUUGUCCAACUCAAGGAACUUUGUCGACGGUACGUUAAUUUUAUUAUUACAUGAUGAAAUCAGUCAUCUUUAAUCUCAAUGAACUCUGAGACAAGCGCUCUCCAAGCCAUCUAGUUCAGAGAUUAGUCGUUUAGACUAAGGUGUAAGCGCCUAAUUCACCUUAAAACGCAUUCACCACCAUAAUAACAUCCCACUCUUUGUAAACACCUCGCAGCAACAGUGAUGAUAGUUGCGUUAGUGACUUCGACAAUUUGUCUGACUGAGUAUACAAGGUCAUGAUGACAACGUUCCAAAGAGAAAAGGGGUCGCUGUUUGUAAACACGUAUCCUAAAUUCUGUCUUCAUGUUAAAAGAAUCACUCGCCAUACACUCGAGGUGUUUGAAGAGCGCUCAGGUUUAAAUCAAACUCAUUCUCUUUGGCCAAUCAUAUAUUUUUUUAAAAUGUUGAAAUUAUUGCAAAAUGUCUGUUGUCACUUGAUAGCAUAUGGAUUUUGAGCCUUAACGUUACAUGAACUUGUGUAAACUCCUCUAUCUCCUCCGCCAAAAAGCGAUCAUUUAUCGUAUAUAUGCAUUAGUUUUAGACGUGAGCAUCAUUAAAUCGCUGCAAUGUUCAUCCAGCAUAACCUCAAAAAUUCGCUUUCGGGCAGGUGCUAUGAAGUAAGGAACCGACUUCCACGUGUUUGAAAUUUUUCCUCGGUUACAUCAUAAAUCUGUAGCAGAGUGAAAGUCGUGAUUGAUAGAAUUUAAGUAGGAAAACUCUGCCAGGACUGAGACACUAAAUGAAUAUUUACAUCCGUUGACUGUAUCUCGAUUAAUAGAAGGUCUGCAUUCUGAUUGGUAUUCUCGGACAAUAUUGACUUCCCAUUAGUAAACAUUUAAUGAUCCCACUUGCUCUUUAAUAAUAACUUUGCUUAUCGCUUUUUCACAAGCAGUAGUUUACGAUCAAGUUUAACAAAAAUUAGGGUCAACAGCCCAAGCUGAGUGAACAUCUGGAGUGUGUUUCUGUCAAUGCUUCAGUUGAAAUCACAAUGAAUCAUUCUCAUACUAUAGGAAUGACGUUUUUGAAAAUUAAGGGUUGGAGAGAGGCUCUUUUACAUCGCACUGGGGCGAAAGACAUAUUUAAGAUUAUCUUACUCUUUUCAUCUAGGCAUCGACAUUUUCUCUCUUUUUUAAAAACAAAAUGUUUGUAUCUGGAGUACCAAAAUGCAAGCAAUGUAGACUGAUACUUAAGCAAACAUUGAAACAAAACGUCCUUGUCUUUACAUGCCAACGUGAAAAAACGGGCAUUACUGAAAUGAGGUCAAUCACGUUUGCACUCUAUUAUGAUGCGCUGUAUUCGUCUUUGGACAUUUUCAAGAAGACCCGGUGGUUAUGCUCUCAAAACAGAAACUUUUCAGUAAGGGCGAGGCUAUUCACGCAUUAGUUUACUUUUCAAAAUCUUAGUUUAGCGACUUUGUCUAGCAGCUGUAGAGAACUACUUGUCAGUCACUGGCGGAACGACUGACGGGCAAAGUGCGGAGUGACUAUCUGCUUUGUGAUGAUGUCUUCCUUAAUUAAGAAAGCUAUCUAUGCGGCUUGUAUACAACAGGAGUCGCUUCGUGACCAAGUCUAGUAUGCAUAAAAACAGAGUAAGUAACGAGAAAUCCUAAUUAACUUGGUAAUUCGGUGAACAGACUGCUUAGAUAAUUUGCUGUGGCUCACGCUAGCACCAAACAGAAGUACAGCCUGGAUCACGAAGGUAAAUAAGUUAUACUGGUUCCCACCUGACAGAUGAGUUCCAACAGUCCUAAUUCAAACUAACCUGGUUACUUUCCUGACAGCAAGCAGUCAUAAAAGUGCUGUUAGUUAAAAUAUUCAUCGCUCAUUUAUGGUACUAUUCAUGGUAAAUUUUAAUCAAAGUUAAAAGUUCCCAAGAUCAACAUGCAUUUUAGUCCACAUACUUUCUACAGUACAAUACGUUUUUUGGCCAUUGUUUUCCAACGCAAGUUGAUUACAUCAUUAUUCUGGCUUUUGGAGCCAAUUCUUGCAAUCAUAAUUUGAACAGACAGACGUUGUGUACUAGAGAACUGUUCCGGCAGACAGUCGUUUUAGUAGGAGGGUUCGUAAGUCAAUAGAAAUUCCCUUUAAAGCCUUCGCCAUUGGCUGAUUCACGCUGUGUUUCUGUUCACUUACUGCUAAUUUGAUCUGACCCGGUGCAACCUUUAAUAAAAAUAAGUUGUAAACUGUUUAUAUUAACAAGAUCCGUAUUUUUCUAAAAGCAUGAAAUUAUUUUUUGGAUCAAAUUUCUUCACAACGAUUGUUCGUGUUCCAACCAACACAGAUGUAUCAUGCGAAUUAUAUAACUCAUAUAUCCAACAUGUGUUUGAGAUUAUACAGGAUAAAAGCUACAAAGUUCGCUUCUACUAGCGCUCACUGGUUCUGAGACCGGAUGACAAAGAUUUCUCUCUUUCAUGAGUUACUGAAAAGAAAGUUUUCAGAAAAGCUUUUCGUACUUAGCCAUAAAUAUUUAAAUUUUUUGUGUGUGUCCUCGAUAAGUGGUAAGUGGUGCGACAGUUUUUGAAACGGCAUUUUUCUCUAUUGCUAAUUCAGGAGUAGAAGAGUGUGAUCUGCGAUUUAUACGAAGAAAAUCAUGAGAUGAUGUAUAUAAUCUUAAAUUGAGAAUUGAAUUGUUAAAAAGGCCUAUAAGUUUAUAGGCAUUUAUAAUAUACACUUGGCCAUGGAUGUAGGUAGACACUCGUGCGCUUAAAAAUAUUUCAACCGAUAACGGCUUAGCACCCAUAAAGACAAUGUGACAUAUGUGCAUGUUCUUAUCCUGAUGCGUGGUCCUUGUUCCGUCUUUAACUUUAUGGUCCGCCAACAGAUAGUAAUCAAACUCCCUGCCUGUGGUAAGAUAACGAAGAUAGAAAAGAUUUAUCCGAAAUUUAUCUACAGUGUAAGUAAUUCACGAAAAUAUGUCUCAAUUCGCGACCUCUGCCAUGCCAUAAAAUGUUUUCAGAGUUCAUGCCACCAUUAAGCUAAAAUGAUCCAAAGGACAUGGAUUGCAAGGUGGUGGUCACAUGCUUUUAGAGAGAAAUGUUAAAAUUUAAUUUGGUUCCUUCGGCCCUCAUUUCCUGUUACAAGAAUCGGAUUAAAAGCACUGGCGCCCAAACACCCACCGGAGCGGUAAUCCCGUAGCUCUGAGUUCAUUAAGUUGUGAUUUCUUUCACUAGCGUUUCAACUCAAAAGAAAAUUCGUCCAAUGAAAAGAAACGUUAUUUUAAGACGCACAAAUUUGGUGCCAGUUGAGUUGGUCUUAAAUGAGCUCCUAACCUAUAAUUUUCUAAACAUAAAGGUAACUGCAUCAUACUUGAGGCCGAAAAAAGAUCACUGACGUUUUUCAAGCAUUUUUUCGUUUUUUGGAAGUUUUAUCGUAAGUUCUGCAAUGCUCACUGCUCAGUUGCAAUAAAAACGUUGCUAGAAAAUGACAAUGUUGUUGAUUCACCUUAUUAGACAUACGUAUAGUUUUCCUCAAUAUUUAUGGCUCUUGAUACAUUCAGCGCUUUUGUUUUGUUUUGAAAUUCACGCGAUUGACAUGGGAGUUAUUCAUAAAUGGCUUUCCUUGACCUUACAUGUUUCUAUAUGAAGCAUGUUGACUAUCUAAUGUUUUGCCGAGUACAACUAUAACGGGAAGAACUGUUUUUUCUUUAUUUCAAUGGUGGUUUUUGAGAGAUAAUUGAUUCUCGGCUCAGGAAAUAAAAUACAGCAAGUUUGCCACGCAAUAUCUUAAGUCAUUCUUUCCGUUGUCUGCUCCAGGAGAUAUAAACUCAUCUAUUCAAAACGCUGAGUCGCGUGGGUUUUUUUUUUUUUUUUAUUUUUUUUUUAUUUUUAAGACGUUUGAUAUCACUCUGUAAUUUUUUCUGGUUCAGUCACAGAUCGAUCAUGGAAGGUCUGUUAACACCACUAGUCUCGGUUUAGAAUAACGUGUAGUACAACAGUGUUCUUGAGAGGCGCGGCCGUCUAAGGGUUACUUCGAGCAGACAAUUCAAAAUCUUGUCUAUUUUUGUUCGCCAGCUACCAACAGUCUGUCAGAAUGUAUUAAAUGACAAAAUGUCAGAUAAGCUCGUGUUUGAAACGAAACACAAGUUGUACGCACUGCCAUUCGACAUUACGACAACCAUCGUUUCCUGGUUUUCUUUAUUAGGAAAGGAAUGAUACAACGUAGGGUUUCUUCCCCGGUAUAAAACGCUGCUUUUAUACGGACAGUUUUGUCACACGUAUGUCGCAAAAUGCCGAUCAAUCUUCGCGUUAAUCGGAACCAUAGAGGUGGUUUCAAGAAAGAAAUAUAUGAUUCUCCUUUAUCAUGAGCAAAAGAGACACUGACCUCUGAUACUCAAGAGACUUUGGGAGUCUUUGUGACUUUGUUUUGACGAAGAAUCAAAAUAAAUAUGUACCCAUACCAUGCUUUUGUGAUGCCCCCUAUCCCUGUUAGAAAAGAUGAAUAGGAAAACCUGUGACGUGACGUGAGAGUGACUUAUAAUAGUGUCGUUUGAGCACGUCAGUUUCUCUUUUAAGUACUUCCUUUGAUCAUAUCAGGCCAUUCUGUUUUUUCUUUCAAGCUCAAAUUGCGAGGUACUUCGUUUUGUUUUCGUGACAAACUGUAGAAUUCGUUCCUCUAGUCGGCAGUAUGACCAGCGAUAUAGUGUUGUUUGUUAUUUGCGUUAAGUGGUACUAGAAACUCAUGAAUCUACGGUGAUAUGAAAGCGAAUUGAAAGCACUCUCAAACCGGGGACGCUAUAAAUAGAUUAAAACGAAUACAAGAAAAGAAAAUUUGGAUAAUAAAGGUGCUUCGUGGCGUAAUUACAAAUUUCCAUGUUGGUGGGACUCACCGAAAAAUCUCUUUGAAAGUCAGAAAGUCAACGAUUUGAUCAUUUGCUCAAAACAAAGUACGUUAUACUGGAUACUUCGCUGGAAAGAGCUCGAGUAAAAUGUUUUAUCAUCAAAUCAGUUUUAAACCGCAACAAUGAAUAGUAAGCGUCUGCUUUAACAUGUUCAAUAUCGAGUGAUCUGUGAUGGAGUCUCUCGUCAAAACGAGUGUGCCUUCCUGUCACACUUUUGCAGUAUGUCACAAUAUUUCUGUUAUCAUGAAACACAACCAGUGACGUUUAAGCAAAACCUCUUUCUUUGUGCAUAAAAGCGCUUAAUAUUGCGGACAGAUUAACGCCAUUGUAAUUGCACCUUUGUUAAAAAGUCAAAUGCAAAUUACAGGUUAGAGCAACACAAGCGUUGAAUAAAAGCACUUGAGAGACGGGUUACAAUUUCGGUCAAGAGCACCGACUCAUUGUUUUUAACCCAUUGGGAUAUUCACUAAAAGAAACGUGAAACGGACAUUCCAGAGGGCACCACACGCGCUCUCCUUGAAUCCAGCUUUUUAUCUUUUCCCACUGUGUUUGGUAUUUGCCAUGAAAAAAAGACAUAACAAAGGAAAUGAUGGAGCGUUUUCUUUACCCCCUGUUAUGACGUCAUCACGUUAAAAAUCAAAAACAACUCAGUGGUAAGCGCGAAGUUUCUAAUCAGGAUUGAAAGAACAUUCUCUAGCGAAGAACUUCGACCUCACGGUUUGGGAUUGGAGGGCGAAAGCUAAGUAAGUGUUGUACGGAAGGAGGCAUUUUUGUUGAAUUUGGAGAAGUUUCUGCUUGCUUCGAGCCAUACAGUAUAUUUUUAAUUUGACUGUUGAAGCAUGGUCUUCAGACCAAGGAAAAGUUUGUUUAAGUCACCGUCAAUCACCUGACAUUGACUCAUUCUGUGUUUGGGAUCGUGAUCAACCUGAUCGUCUGUAAACAUUCGUCAAUCAUUUGACGGAACAUAGUCUUUGUGCGUCUCAUUGCAUGGCUCUAGUCAAUUAAUCAGUCACAGAUGAUGGUCGUAAAUUAAGUGACUUCUUUCUUCUUCAAAGUACCAUUAGCUGACAUUUCGUUACGUUGAGCCCUCAGCACUUGGGUAAUUCUAAUAAAUUAAAUACAUCUGUUUCAAAAGAAUGACGUCUUUCGAUCAAAUCAAACCUUCCAUACGUCACGUUUCUCUUAAAUAACCAUUUGAAUAUGCGUCUUUCAGUCAGGUAAUAGGUAGUUUAUUAAUCAUUUAUAUGUUUCUGUGACAACAGAGCACAUCGUCUCCAAACUGAGAUGGACGCCACCUCAACUACCGCAGUAAUGAGCACUAGUAAUGUAACAAGCAUGACCACGACAGCCACACCAGAAGAGGUUUACGAUCCGUUGUGGGUCAUCACAAUGCGCUGGAUUAUUGGAGCUAUUAUUGUUUUCGUAGGUAAGAAAACUUGCAAAAAUUAAACUUCAUUUGUGCAUACAAUAAUCAAUUUAACAAGAAGGUCACAUUUGGGAUUGUUAGCUGUAAAUGAAAAAAUUUAAGCAGUCUUUUUUUUUCUGAAAAAAGGUUUUAGAAUAAUUAAUUGCUCUGAUCUAGCAGCUGAGAAAAUUUGUCUAAACUUUGAAAUAAAAUGCAAAUUUUUUCUCCAAAGGGCAAUCAUAUCCAUACUUCUCGGUUUCUUCGUUUUAAGCUAAAAAUUCAGUAUGGAAAGUCUAUUUGCAAAGGCGCAUUCGAUAGAUGUUACACAAACAGUGGACGGAUCGAUUUUGAUUUUCUGGCUGUCGUGUGAACCAUGAAGCAAGAAUUUGUUGUAAGCUUUUUAACCAUCAGAUUCACUCAGCUUUGAUUUCUUAAAGCACAAUGUACAUUUUAAUACGUAACAUAAUUCAACAAGGGAUACUUGCUUCACUAUCCUUAAACAUUUCCACAUAAAAUGAGGAAAGAGAAAUUAUAUAUCGAAUGAACUGAAGUUGGCAUUAACAGGGAAAGAAUAUUCAAAUUAUUUUCUCGGGUCAUGGGCGCUGGCACUGGCCGUCUUUCAGUGAUUUUGUGACUGAUAAACUGAAGGUUUUUUUGGCCUCCUUUUAAUUUCACCGGCGGUCAAUUAGCUAAUACCUAUUAUAACUCCCCUGACCGUGAACAAAUUUCAGUGUUAUUACAGCCGCUCAGCGUGUAGUCAAUUUAAACAAAGCGAAGUGACAAAGGAACAGAAUAGAGUCAGUAAGCACGACACUGAGGGAUAGUGAACGAGACCUUAUCGUAAUUGGUGCUUUCCCACGCUCAGAUAAAUAAGUGGUUGCUUAUUGUUUCCCAUUUUCUGCGUACAAUUUAUCGAAAUUGUUUAUGAAUUAUUUGAACUUCUUAGCGCAUUUACUCCCAAAUCCUUUGAAACGAGUUAAUACGAAAGAAAAACACAUUCCAUUCGCUCCGUGAAUGUCUGAUCAACUCUUUACAUAGUGAUAAUUAAGUACUAACUAUGCGUUGAAAUGUCUUAAAAAGCUUAACCCAUGGUUCAUGGUUAAUGACCAAAGCCGUGAACAUUUUUAACUCUCAGGAUAUGUCUUUAAUCGUCUGAGUUUAAUUUAUCUCUCCCGACCCUCACAAUGACUGACUGCAAUGUCAAGAAUUAGUCAGUCUGCGGCCAUCGUUUAACUCUACUUUGCCAAGUCGAUUUCACGGAUUUGUUAUUAAGAACAAAAGAAAAACAAAAAUCUACACGUCGCCAGACUGUUGGUAAAUGGGGUGGACUGUUAAUUAAUUCAAUUUGUUUAAACAACAAAUAUUUAUCUCCUUAAAAAUGUUGUGAUAUAAACCAAUUAUAGCAUCAUUGGCAGUAAACUUUAGUCGGCACCAGGAAACAGAUAAAUAUCAUAAAAUACGCGGAAGUGAAGACCAGUGAACUGUUUGCUCGAAUGUUUUCCUAACACAAGCCUCGCGUUUAGUUAAAAGCACGCAAUUAGGUUUUAAUAAAGGUCCUUUGAGUAAUUGCGAUUGACGUAAAGAUGUAAAGAUACAUGAAUCAGUGUUACGAGAUUAAAAAAGGGUCUCGUCGUGAUAUCUCGGAAUGCUCCUUUCUAAUUAUUUAUUAGAAUGAAAUGAACGACAGUUGUCUUAAAUUAAAUUUUUUUUGAAUACAUAGACUCCCGGAGGUUCAUUUGUAUAGCACCUUGUGUGUAAAUAGUCAAGUCCAUUUAUUUCAAUUUUGAUGGUUUUAAUAAAUGUUUGCAAAAGUGAAAAGUCUAUCAAAAUGACAGCUUGUUCCGGGUUUGGAACUUAUUUCUCAUUUCUCCGGUGAAAAACACAAACGAGGCGUUCAAGUUCAGUUUCCUCGCUGUGCAACAUAGAUCAACGACAGAAAACUAUUAAAGCGCUAUCCAAACUACUAACCUGUAACUGCUAAUCAAACAGCUAAAUGAUUCGACACCCAACGUUAAACAUUGUUUAAUUGUACUUUGCUCAGCUUCAAUAUAGGCUACAGGAAUGCUGGUUUACGCUUCAACACGUUGUGUCUGCUUCUUUUUAAAUAACAUUGUAUUCUAUUAAUACUUUUCCUUCUUUUCCAAGUCCUAAAACUUUACUUUACUCCAGUUCUCAUCUGCUGUUCACACGUUUGAGAACAACAUGGGCUUUCGCUGGUGAUUAUUACGACUAACGACUAUCCUUUACAAGCACUAUGGUUGGGCAAGAAAAAAAAUGACUGCACUUUUUUGCGAUAUGUAUACUCUAGUUGCCUGAUUUUCCUAACAAAAAUGUAUCAAACCUCUCGAUUAUUGGUCUAAAAAAAAGGCUUCCAUCACUGAUGAGUUAAAAGAACUAAAACAUAUUGAACAUAGGCCAUAUGCCCCUUUACCAAAAGGCGGCUUUUCCUGAUAUCAGCAUGUGUAUAAAUGCAUUAAAAACAAUCGCAGAGUUUCAUCUUUCGGUUACUUCAGGAGCCGAAAGUUGAAACUAUGUAUUUGAAAUAAAAGUCACGAUGUGCGCAAUGCACAUUAGUUUUAGUUCAUUAACUCAUCACUGAUGGACGUCUCUUUAUAUUUAGGACCAAUAAUUUUUUGUAAAUAUUUUUCGUUUGAUAACAGAACCCAGACUUCAAUAAAAUUACCUGCAGCGUUUUUUAAUCCUUUAAUGCUACACCCUUUCUAUUUAAAUCUAAGGUGCAUUACUUUAUUCCAUUCUUUUGUUUGUUCUUUCUGGAAGGGUCUAUUGGUAACGUGAUGGUUUGUGCGGUGGUGUACAAGAACCAAAGAAUGCAGACUGCUAUGAAUUUGUUUUUAGUGAACUUAGCCGUGUGGGAUAUCCUGGUGUGCUUAUUCAACAUUCCGUUCACGCUAAUUUACAAUCAACUUAAGUCAUGGCCUUUUGGACUCUUCUGGUGUAAAACAAUGCCGAGUAAGUGGACUUCCUGAAAUAAUUCCAUAAUUCACUCUGCUUUUUCCAGCAUGGUGUGGGUUCGUUACCCCCACAUGAGUCGCCGAAACGUUAUGUCGGAAAUGGAGUCGACGACAACACUGGCAAUCCGGUAUUGAAAUAGUCAAGAGGGAUUAAAAAAAGCGAAAAAAUCAAGCUUUCCACGUGAACCUAACUGUUAACACCUUUAUACAUUUUUUUAAUACCUAAUUAGAUUUAGUGUGGUCAGAACAAAAAUGACAGUUAGCUUUUCGUUGAAGAAGAAUCCACAAGACUUAUUUCUUUUUUCAACCCUUCAUCACGAAUAUUAUUUGACUAAUUACUCUUUAAGCCCAGCCAAGCAUAAUUACAAUUCGCAUAUUGGCGAACAACGUGAAGAUUACUCUCUCGAUAAAUCUACGAAAAUAAAAAGGAAAUGACGUUUCUUGAUUGACAAUUCAUGGAGUGAAAGUCUGGAAGAAUGGACUUCCGUUACUGUCUAAAACAAGAUUUAGUUUUAAUGACUCCACACAUUCCAUCCAAAGCCUGAUGUCUACACCCAAACUCAACUAUUCCAGCAACCUUUCUCACCGAACUGCAAUUUUUUUUUCAGCUUUGCAGGUUAUGAAUUUGAGUGCAUCCACUGGUUCCCUGGUGGCCAUCACUAUCGAACGCUACCGCGCAAUCUGCCUCCCCUUUACACCACCCCUAUCAAAAUUUCAAGCCAAGCUAAUAAUAGCAAUCGUUUCAAUGUCUUCGUUCCUGGUUGCUUUGCCUGAAGUUGGAGCUUACAAACAAGCACCACCAUUUGGAUGCAUGGAAGUGUUUCCUACAGAAGAUCUCAGAAAGGCAUACUCGUUAUUUCUCUUCCUCUUCUGCUAUUUUCUCCCGUUUUUAUUCAUUGCCCCAGCAUAUACCAGAAUGAUAUUAAAACUGUGGCAAGAAGAUCGUGACGAGAGCUCACCUUCAAGUGGAGUGACAGAGGAUCCCAAGAACCAAAGAAGAAAACAGAACGUCUUAAGGAUGAUGGUUAUUGUUGUUUUGUGCUAUGCCAUUUGCAUGUUGCCCACGUAUGCCACCUUCUUGUGGCUUGACUUUGGAUUAUCAGGUACCUAAUACUAUCAUUUUAUUUUCCUUGCAAAAGCUGUACUGACCAGACGAUGACUCACGACGGCAGCUACAAUAUCUUUUGAGGGUAGCAACGAGGGGGUCCUGAUCCUGUUUGGAAAGAAAGUUCACCAAAGGAAAAUCUAAAAUCUCUCCUCCUAUGAGCAAGGUUUUAGCAAAUCUUGAGGUCUCCACGAAAUUAAAGAAAAAAGUCGCGGGUCAUAUAUUCUACGCCUCACGAUGGUGGUUGAUAAAUUCAAGAGCCACGCUCGCCUUUCUGUAAAAUUCUGCGUCAUAUAUUAAUUUUGGCCUUAAAUGUACAAACUCUUUGCCACCCUCUCUAGUUGUACCACGAUAUUAAUUCUUAUUUUUUUCAAAAAGAAAAUGGUAUUGUAAAACAAAAGAGUUGGAAGUAGAAUAGAAAGAAAAAAGGACCUAGAGUUUAGAUGUUGGACAGAAUAAAAAAGGCUGUACGAUGGAGACGUGAAAGGAUCCCACUGCAGCACUAUCACUGAGAUUUUUAGGAGGAGAUGGUGGAAAUGCUGCUUUCAUUUCAAAGAAUGUGGAUGCGUAUGGACCUAAUUUAUAAAUGGGAGCUCAAAUGUAAGGAGCGAUGGAACCGUUCGCUUGACAAAUGGUGCCGGACACCAUAAGUGAACAGAUCCGUCAUUUACCUCAAUGUCUGAGUCUUGCUCAUAAAUGUUAUUGUAACCUGCUAAAUAUAUCUUCAAGGUUGCGAAUGAAUCACCUAUUUUGUUGCUUUUCUAGGACCACCACCGUAUUACUUUUUCGCAUUACUCAGCCUUAUGCAAAUGAUAACUUUCAUCAAUAGCUGUGUCAACCCCAUCAUUUACUGGUGUCUUAGUGACCAGUUCUCGAAAGGAUUCAAGAAACUAUUUCGUUGCAAAAAGAGACUCAACACGUGGAGUAGACAUACACAACAAUCAUCUUCAUCGUCAUCGGAUCCUCACCACCAUCAUCAAACUAUGCCAACGAAAGUAUGAUGUGAAACGAUGUGAAGACAUUGUUAGUGUAAUAAGCUACGCAUGCGUUGGACCGAGAUAGAAGGGCAAUGGAUACGUACACUUGGAAUACAUAUCUAUCAAUCAGAAAUGGAUACACAUGGGCCUGUUUGUAGACCAUAGCCACGCGCAUAUACUAUAAGCACUUAGUGACGUAUGAAGACACAUGAUGGACACUAUAGCCGUGCCAGUACCGACAAACAAAGUUAGCAAGUGCACCAUCCCUAGUUGAAAGUUACCCGGAAAUGACUCAGUCACGUUUGGAUAGAGAGCACUUCGUUCAUAAACAGCUGCUAGGGAAGAUGAAUUUAAAUGGAUAACAAAUCGCACAGGGCUAACAUAAGCCAGGGAAGUGUUAGUGGUCCAUAAAUCAAACGAUGAGCAAAGUGUCUGUUAUGACCAUGUAUGAUACUAAAAAAACUGCUUUCCAGAUACAACUGCCCAGUUGGCGCUUGCAAACACAACCUUACAAGGAAAGCAAAUAAAAACGAAAAGAUUAUAGAAAUUGCUGGAAAUACGAAUGAUUUACCGCAGCGUUAACAGGAACCAAAAGAAUAUCUAUUCUCUUGCGAAGAGCUUGUCAAUGCAGACAGCACAAGUUUUGUAAUAGUGACUGAGUGGACAAAAUAUUAUUUCCGAUGCUGCGCUUAUCCAAUUCUAAGUUGCAAACAUUACAUUCAUUACAUGGCUGAACUGAAAUAACGCAAUAAUAAUGAUAAGAUAAAACGACAGCAGAAGUAGAAAGUUGAAACAAUUUCAACUUAAAGAACAUUUCUCAGAGGCGUGCAGAAUAGAAUUACAUUUUCAGAUCUUACUUUCCGCGUUCCGUCAGAAAAUUAGGAGAACGAUGCAGGAUCAACAAACUAGGUAGUGAGAAUAGAGACACGCCAGCGAAACUGAAUCUUAUUUUUUCUGAGGCAUAUAAUCAUUUGUGUAUAUAUUUUGCUUUCCUUUUUCCAUAUUCCC
Pocillopora meandrina is the source of this 13497-nucleotide messenger RNA. The record is from the annotation of a GenBank genome assembly. Lineage: Eukaryota; Metazoa; Cnidaria; Anthozoa; Scleractinia; Pocilloporidae.